Molecule: messenger RNA, 4209 nt
Organism: Camponotus floridanus (Florida carpenter ant)
Lineage: Eukaryota; Metazoa; Arthropoda; Insecta; Hymenoptera; Formicidae
Gene: Elp1
Product: elongator complex protein 1
Exons: 13
Coding region: 181-4182 (1333 amino acids)
Biological process (GO): tRNA wobble base 5-methoxycarbonylmethyl-2-thiouridinylation
Cellular component (GO): cytosol; elongator holoenzyme complex
Molecular function (GO): tRNA binding; protein binding
Source: RefSeq, a predicted model, not a curated record
UGAAUACCGGCCUAUGAAUACCGGCCUAUAUAUUUUCAAUGCUGGCAGUAAACUGGCAGUUCGGCAAUUUCGGAACAUGGCGGGUCAUUUUAUUCUUGCAUCAGCUCGCAUACCUGUGAUUCCUUGAACAGAUUGAAGAUUGUAGCAUAAUUAGAUGCACGUGUGACGCCGUCGAAAAGCAUGAGGAACUUGGCGGUUCAUCAGCUACGACGCCGGAGCGUCGAAUUUAUAAAAGAUAAUGCUGAGGAAAAUGUUCAUGAACCUGAGCAAUGUAUACAUUGUGCGAUCGAUCCAAACGAUCUCAGUGUAUACGUUUUAUUUAAUAAUCGAAUCUAUAUAAUAUCAAUGGAGGAUAACAGUAAUAUUACUAAUAUUAUAAAUUUACCCGGAUAUGAAAACUCCAAGGUUGUUGGAUUUGAAUAUUGCAUUACGAUGCAGGAGUUGUAUUGCGCAUAUGAAUCUGGUGCUAUUGUCAGAUUGGAUAUAUCAGAUCGAGUCAGUUUUAUACAAAAAGUAACCACAUUUGACGAUUACUUAGAGUGUAUGAAACUUAGUCCAGAUAAUGAGAUCAUUACAGUUGUAACACGUAAAGGAAUUGUGAUCACUAUGGUAUCUGAUUUUCAAGUAUUAUCAGAGGUAGAUUUAUAUGCAAAAGACUUUGGAGAGAAGCAAUUUGUUACUGUUGGUUGGGGCAAAAAAGAGACUCAGUUUCAUGGUUCCGUAGGAAAAGCAGCAGCUAAAGCUAAAGCAGAAGAACUGAAUGCAAACGAAUUGGAUGACGGUCGUCCUCGAAUCACUUGGCGCGGGGACGGUUCUCUAUUUGCCAUCAGUUUCCUGCAUAUCCAAACGAAAAUUCGACAGUUUAAAGUAUUCGAUCGAGAGGGUACCUUAUGCUACACUAGCGAACCAACUAACGGAUUGGAAGAAUGCUUGGCUUGGCAUCCAUUGGGAAAUCUAAUUGCCACAACCCAAAGAUUGGCCAAUAAACAUGUAGUUGCACUAUUUGAAAAAAAUGGCCUUAAAUACACGGAUUUUCCGCUUUCGUUUGCACCAGGAGAAGUAAAGGUGAAAGAUUUACUUUGGUCACCAAAUUCAGAUGUUCUAGCUGUUAUUUGCGAAGGAAUGUCCAAUCAUACGAUACUGCAAUUAUGGACAGAGAAUAAUUGUCAUUGGUACCUCAAACAGACCAUUGUUUUCUCUACAGACAACCCACUGAUAUAUGCAACAUGGAGCACUACAGGAAGAUACGAUCAAAAAGAACUAAUUCUUCUGACAUUGAAAGAAAUUAUGUUUUGCUCUUUUAAUUGGUGCGUGAAUCAUAGUCGAGGCAAAACUGUAGACGACAAUACCGUGAUUGCCGUUAUUGAUGGAAAAAAAACGCUAGUUACUGGUUUCAGAGACGGAAUUGUCCCACCGCCAAUGGCACAUCAAUCUUUACAGAUUCAAGAAUCAGUAAAUGCUAUUGCCUUUGCUCCUAGCAUCAAUGAUAAUACAUCUUUGAUAAACAGUAAUAUGUUCUGCACUAUAUCGUGUGAUAACAGAUUGACGCUUUUCAAACAAAUAACAGAUUCUUCUUCAAUAGAAUACGAAGCUUUCCAGUCAUACGAUAUUGAUUGUUUAAUUUCAGACAUAACAGAAAUUGAUAAAUGUGUGUAUGCCACACAUCAUUUCUUAUGGCUUGCAGAAGAUGUUAUAUUGUUUUCUAUAACUAUGGAUAAACAUAAUUUCUUGUGCGUUUUGUCUCUAGAUGAAAUACAUUCUAAAGAAAAUGAUAUUUUACUGAGGCGGAAAUUUUAUGCCGUAGAUAAUUCGAUAGAAUAUAUCAUUCCUUCUCCCGAUGCAGAUACGGCUUACAUAGUAGUAGAUCGGACUGUAUUCAAAUAUAUCAAAAAUGUAGAAGAACUUAUUCCAACAGAUGUACUCUUAAGAGAGCUAUGUUAUCAAGUGGAAGUUAUAAAAAUUGACUCAAAAGAUGUUAUCAUUGCUCUGUCUUGCACAAAUUGUUUCUCGAUUGAUGGAAAGGAAAUUGCUAAGAACAUUACAAGUUUUUAUGUACAUUCCGAUUUCUUGCUUCUCACAACACAGCAACACACAUUGAUUUGUGUUCCCUUAAACAAGAGUGGCAUAGAACAGUUAAGUAAACAUGAUUUAACUGUUAAGCCUUGGGAAAAUGGCAGUAACGAGAUAUCUUUUACAGAUAUCUAUAUCAGACGAGUGGAGAAAGAUUCUUAUAUAAUAGCAGCGCUACCUCAAGAUUCAAAGACAAUUUUGCAGAUGCCGAGAGGAAAUUUAGAAUGUAUAGAACCAAGGGCAUUAUCAUUACAUAUAUUAAAAUCUCAUCUCGACAACUGUAAUUAUCGAACAGCGUUUGAUAUAAUGAGGAAACAGCGUAUAAACUUGAAUUUAAUGUACGAUCACGAUCCGAGAUUAUUUAUGGAUAACGCAGAAAAGUUUGUAGAAGAAAUUGCGAAACCAGAUUGGUUAAGCCUGUUUCUAUCAGAAUUGCAAAAUGAAGACGUUACUAACACGAUGUACGCGAAUUGUUAUCCGAACCGUUCUGUACGAUCAAACGCAACAUCGGGGAAUAACGAAACCACAGUUAACAAAGUAAACGAGAUUUGUAAAUUAUUGAGAGAUAUUAUGGAGAGACGACAUAAUGCGAUUAAUUUGAUACAACCAAUAUUGGUGAGCUUAGUGAAAAAUCAUGAAAAACAAGGAUUAGAAAAAGCACUUGGUAAAGUGAAACAAGUCAAGAUUCUGGAGGAUUCACAAAAGUCAACACAAUUUCCUUCUCCCACAUCUGCCGAAGAUGCACUGAAAUAUUUGUUACAUUUUGUAAAUAUCGAUAUUUUAUACGAUACCGCAUUAGGUAUGUAUGAUUUCGAAAUGACAAUGUUUGUAGCCUCUAAAUCAUCGAAAGAUCCCAAGGAAUAUAUUCCAUUUUUAAAUAGUUUAAGAAAACUAAAUGACGAUUAUAUGAAGUAUUCCAUUGAUAUGCACCUUAAGCGUUAUGAAUCAGCUCUCGAACAUAUAUCCAGAGAUUCGUCUAAAUUUGAGGAAUGCUUUAAUUUAGUACAUAAUCAGAAACUAUACUUAAAAGCAAUGAAAUUGUUUAAGAAAGGUAGUAUGGAGUAUAAAAAGAUUGCUAGAGCUUAUGGAGAAUUUUUACUGAGCAAAACAAAAUAUCAAGAAGCCGGUAUGAUGUUUUAUAAAAGUGGCGAUCUCGAUAGAGCUUUAAAAGCAUUUAGUACAUUAGGUGACAGUUGGCAGGAUGCAAUCGCGGUAUCGAGAGAAAUGAAAUUAAGUUCUAGAGAUUUACAUGAUCUUUAUGAACUAUUAGUAAAGCGUUUAAAAGCAGAGCGAAAUUUUGAGGCUGCAGCUACAAUACUAAAAGAUUACUUAAAUGAUGUUGAUGAAGCUGUUGCAUUAUUGUGCGAGGGAAAAAUUUGGAAACGUGCCAUAAGAACAACAUAUGAUGUACAACGUCUAAAUCUACGUGAGACACACAUUAUACCUGCAGUGAUGGAACACGCAGAGCAUGUAAUGUUGCAAUUGGAUAAAUGUAAGGAGGAUUUUCUCAGACAUAAGUCACGUCUUGCAUUAAUAAGAACAGAAAUAAAUGCGAGACAAACACGACCGUUUGACGAAUCGACUUGUCAUGACGAAUCGGUAUUCGGCAAAGAAAUUAUAGAUUCCCUUAGUGAAACAAGUAGCAUUGCGGGUUCUGUUUCAAGUAAAAAAUCACGGACUUCUAUAGCUUCCAGAAGAAGCUACCGAUCAAAUAAAAAUCGUAGAAAACAAGAGAGGAAACUUUUAAGUUUAAAGGAGGGCAGUAAAUUUGAAGAUUUAGGUUUAAUACACGUCCUUUACCAGAUUAUUACUACUGUGUAUAAAAAUAAAGACGAAUGGUUUCAACUUAUCCAGGUAUUGGUACGUUUCGAAUUGGAUGAAUGCGCGGAAAAACUCGACAUUGAAAUAAAAAAUUUGCUUCAAUUGAUAGAGAAUAGUAAAUCAGAAAUUUGGGACAAAUCAGCCCCUACGAGUUUAGCCGAAAUUGAAAAAAUGACAAUUUAUACACCGGCACAAAUUCAAGAAAUUACUGCGCCUAUUAAAUUAGUGGAACGAUAUAUAACGCAUCCGCCUGAAACUGAUGCAACAUCUUGUGUUCUAAGUAUUUUUUAAACAUUUUUAUCAAAUAUGUAUUUAAAC